AUGCGCAAGUACAUCAGUGAGUUCCGGGAGCACCAGGCACGGCAGCCCUCAGGAUGGGCAAACAGCGAAGGGUGGCAGGUGGUGCCGCCCGUGGGUGUGGCCACCUUCGACUCACGCGGCCCCGGCAUUGUUUAUGUGACCAUCGUGCAAUUUGAGUCCGGGGCCGGGGGCCCGCAGUUGCUGGCGCGGGGUGUGGCCAAGAGCCGGGCAUGCACACUGGUGGUGGCGGAGGGACAGGUGUGGGAUGCCCAAGACCGGUGGUGCGCGGGCGAUGAGGACUGGCUGGUGAAGAUGUCAGCGACUUGGCUGGCCGAUGGCGCAACACGUGCAAAGGCAUUGGCAGCCAUCAAAGCUGUUCGUCACCCGCAGACACAGGCGCAACUGCUGUCCAGGGUGGCUGGACAGCUGCAGAGCCUGACGAUGCACGAGAACAUGCACAUCCGCUGCUCAGCAAGCGAAGCCCUUGCGAACCUGCAGGAAAGCGACUUGCAGAAUGACGUGGCGGUGCAGAAGAAGGAAUUCAAGAGGGGCGAUUGGGAAUCAAGUGGCAUGCAGACAGACCAGCCCAAGAAGCACCGUCUGAGGCCCACGGAGGGGGCAGGCCACAUGGUCCAGAAAAAGCACUCGGGAGGAAAGGACCCUGCAGCCCCAAUGGAUGGCGCCAAAAGACAGCCAAGGGACCUGAGAGAACUCCCAGUGUCCCCCCAAAAGGCAGCCAGGGAUCCAAAAGAUCAGAGGGCUGGUGGGGAGGGGCCAAAGAAGCAGGACAAGAUGCUAAAGGAGCUUGCCAAGCAGGUGGUGGCGGAGCGGCGGCGGGGGGACGAAAUGAGGAGCCAGGCGCUGGAGCUGAAGAAGCAGAAUAGAGAGAUGAAGGAUGCCAUCAUUCAGAUACGCGCCCAGGUGUCCAGAGAUGAGCUCAAGGCUCAAGUGGAGUCCCUUAGGCGGCACAACAAGAAGCUAAAAGAGGCGAGCGCCAAGAGCCUGGAAGAACACCACAGGUUUGAGGGUCUGGCUGUGGAGGUGGGGCGGCUUAGGGAGCGUAACAGGCGGCUGGAGGAGGACGUGGCCGCGCUCGAGGCAGGGAGGUGGGAAGGGGGAGCGGAGGGAAGCGGGGGCAGGAGUCCAACAGGGGGGAGCGUCGGGCGGGGGCAGCAGAGCGGAGCGAGAGACUUGAGUGCUGAACUUGAUCGAGUGAAGGCAGAGAAUCGUGAGCUACGAGAGGCCAACUUGCGGCUGCUGGAAGAGCCACCCACCUACAGAAAUGCCCUGGUCCAAGGGACCCAAGGAGCGAGGGCGGGGUGGGGCAUGCUUGAGGAGGCUGUGGUGGGCUUCCACCUCUGCGAGCAGAGCGCACUGGAGAUGGAGUGUUUCGAGAGAUACUUCGAGGAUGUCCUGAGCAGGCGUGAGCCCACGCAGGAGCAGAAGGCCGCCAUGUUGGAUGCGGCGGCACAGGGGAGAGGGUCCAGCCUGAGGCUGCUGCUGGGCAUGGGCUUGGACCCUAAUUUCGUCGACGAGGAGGGCGACACCCCGCUGCACAAGGCGGCCCGCUAUGGGAAGGAAAACGCCCUGGCCGUUCUCCUUGACGCUGGCGUGCUGUGUGACGUGCAGAACCACAUCGAGUACACGGCAAUGCACUGGGCUGCGUGUUUUGGGCGCCUGGGCGUUGCCCGCCUGCUGCUGGGCCACGGCGCCAACGCCAAGAUUUUUGCAAAGGGUGGCGGGCCGUUGCAGAUGCCGAGGGGCACACCCGCCAGGAUUGCCAGCAAGCACGGCUACGACGAAGUGCUCGAUCUGCUCAAGGAAGUUGUCGAAGUCGAGGACCAUGAGGAGAGCGAAGACGAAGGAGUGGAGGACCAUGUCGACGAAAAAAUCGACGACAAUUUCGUCGAAACGUUCAAUGGCAAAAAUGGAGAAAACUUUGGGGAAAAAAUGGAUGAAAACAUCGAUGGAAGUUUUGGCGAAAAAUUUAGUGAAAACAGCGACAAAGAGCUCGAUGAAAAGAGCGACGAGGAGGAAGACGACGAGGAGGAAGACGACGAAGACGACUAUUUCGAAUGGGACCACCCGUGUCUGGAGCUGUCCGGCAGCCUGUCGGGCGCGUCUGGGCAGGGGGCGCCCAGCUGA
Ostreobium quekettii is the source of this 2124-nucleotide messenger RNA. NCBI's taxonomy places the organism in Eukaryota, Viridiplantae, Chlorophyta, Ulvophyceae, Bryopsidales, Ostreobiaceae. The record is from the annotation of a GenBank genome assembly.